This is a messenger RNA of Aethalodelphis obliquidens (Pacific white-sided dolphin), 946 nucleotides long. It is a transcript of the gene CRYGS, whose product is annotated as crystallin gamma S. Gene Ontology annotation, biological process: visual perception; lens development in camera-type eye. The coding region runs from base 81 to 701 and encodes 206 amino acids. Lineage: Eukaryota; Metazoa; Chordata; Mammalia; Artiodactyla; Delphinidae. Gene Ontology annotation, molecular function: structural constituent of eye lens. The transcript has 5 exons. The record is from RefSeq and is a predicted model, not a curated record.
GCCCCCUGCAGCAGGCUCCAAACAAGCAGCAGGAUAAGACUUCCUCAUCAAAACACUGGGCCCUGGAAGCAGGAGGAUGAAUGCAAGAUGGUGCACGUGUUGAAACUAAACUGGAAAGCUAUUCCUGGAUUUCAGCACUGGGGAAACCAAUCUAUGCACCAAAAAUGUCUAAAGCUGGAACCAAGAUUACUUUCUUUGAAGACAAAAACUUUCAAGGCCGCCACUAUGACAGCGAUUGCGACUGUGCAGAUUUCCACAUGUACUUGAGUCGCUGCAACUCCAUUAGAGUGGAAGGAGGCACCUGGGCUGUGUAUGAAAGGCCCAACUUUGCUGGGUACAUGUACAUCCUACCCCGGGGCGACUACUCUGAGUACCAGCACUGGAUGGGCCUCAAUGACCGUCUCAGCUCCUGCAGGGCUGUCCACCUGUCUAGUGGAGGCCAGUAUAAGAUUCAGAUCUUUGAGAAAGGGGAUUUUAAUGGUCAGAUGUAUGAAACCACUGAAGACUGCCCUUCCAUCAUGGAGCAGUUUCACAUGCGAGAGGUCCACUCCUGUAAGGUGCUGGAGGGCGCGUGGAUCUUCUACGAGCUGCCCAACUACCGUGGCAGGCAGUACCUCCUGGACAAGAAGGAGUACCGGAAGCCCAUCGACUGGGGCGCAGCUUCCCCAGCUGUCCAGUCUUUCCGCCGCAUUGUGGAGUGAUGAUACGGAUGCAGCCAUAAGCUUCUUCCUGGGGCCAAAUGCUGGCUGGCCUUGUCGUCCAAAUAAGCAUCAUAAAUAAAAACAAUUGGCAUGCAUUCCACUGUUUACUAUAAUGCCUCUCCUUAAACACUUGUAGGCACCAGUAAAGUAGUGCCCACCACAGCAGGCAGUUACACAAAGCAACUCAUCCUUCAGGUUAUAUCUUUGUGCCAGACGAAAUGGGACUGGAUUAAAAGGUUAGAAAA